Molecule: messenger RNA, 1138 nt
Organism: Suillus fuscotomentosus
Lineage: Eukaryota; Fungi; Basidiomycota; Agaricomycetes; Boletales; Suillaceae
Exons: 4
Coding region: 167-880 (237 amino acids)
Source: RefSeq, a predicted model, not a curated record
CGGGUUUGAAUUUGAAAUUACUGGGCUAAAGGAAUAAAUCCGGUAUAUUCAUCGAAACUCCUAAAUCUGAAUCCGCAGAUAGGUGGGUUUCAAACUACGUUAGCGGAAAUAUUAGCGUCAACUUGUACAACUACCGUGACGUAGUCAUUCCACAGCCAAUAUUGCCAUGUCGCAGAGAACGUACCAGCCCUUGCACACAGACAAUCCUUCAAGCAAAUCAUCACCUGGAGAAAAGGAUGACAGGUCUCAAAUUCAAUUCCAAGAAAUCCCUUCUCGCAAAUCUUGCGACGCCACGACGCAGGAAGAGUUUGUUGCAUGUUUGGAACGGAUUAAAGACUUGAUCAAAGAUAAUCUGGCAAACGAAGAACUUAUAAAUGACCCCGCCGAGGUUGUUCUCGACAGGCUUGCUGUCUCACUUGACUGGAUGCUAAUCACGGCUGUGAUAUUUAUGAUAAUGAGCAUGUCGUACUUGCGGUUACCCGCUUUCGCAGCGCUUGGGGAUGCAAAAACACAUGAACUUUAUCAGAAACUGGUUGAAAUCACGAACGAUAAGGCAAUGAACGAUAUUUUUCUCCGCCUAUUGGCACAAACGCCUGAAACGCCUCUUUACACGUUCUCCCGCGGGCUCGUACAGACCAGCGUCCUAUCAAGCUGUCUCUUCACAUUCCUCGCAAUACUGGGUAAACUCUUCAUUGGUCGCAACGGGCUCUACCUUGAUAUAUCAUCUCGUCGCAAGUCUCCGAGGCAAUUUUUCUUUAGGCCGUCGCCAUUCGUAUCGAGCUGGCUCAUGCUGUUUCUCAAACCAUUACCAAACAUCUUUAUGUUAAACCAACUUCUUCUUGGCACAGCAUUCGUCAUUGCGCAUUAUCUCGCUUUAUAGUGACCUUCCGUCAAUUCCCCUUUCAGUGCAUCAAGCUGCAGCUGAGCAACCCUUCCCACCACCUCGUUUCCAUGUAGCCUUUCGUUCAAGCAUGCCUCUUCCUAUUCCAAAUAUUCUGUAGGUCAUUAUUUUGUAGCUACUUAUCAGGACACGAAUUAUUCACGCACACGACUGAUGUCUUGUGUGGUUUUAGCUAGUCUAAUUCCAUUCUGCACCAUGUACUGCGUACCCGCUUCUCGGAUUAUUGGUGAUAGCACG